Molecule: messenger RNA, 6988 nt
Organism: Cydia fagiglandana
Lineage: Eukaryota; Metazoa; Arthropoda; Insecta; Lepidoptera; Tortricidae
Product: patj homolog
Exons: 2
Coding region: 184-2166 (660 amino acids)
Molecular function (GO): protein binding
Source: RefSeq, a predicted model, not a curated record
AAAUGUCAUUUUUAUACUAUAAUUUACAAGAAAAUACUUUAAUCACGUUUCACGUUAACAUUUCGGUGGUUGCGCGUAUAUUUUGUGUGAUAAGCACGGGUGCCAUGUGGUCGUCGGGGACGCAUAACCUCGGCGCGGCGCUCGGGCGGCGCAUCACGUAACGUCGGGUCUUCGGGAGUGCCGAUGGUGAGAGCGGAGAUGGUGCUGAGUACUGAGUGGGCGCUAGUGGAGGUGGUCGAGCUUACGAACGACGGCAACGGGCUGGGGUUCAACUUAGUCGGCGGGAGGAGUACAGGGGUAGUUAUCAAGUUUGUGGUGCCUGGCGGAGCGGCCGAUAAGGACGGGAGGCUUCAGAGCGGGGACCACGUGCUGCAAGUGGGUUCGGUGAACCUGCGAGGGUUUACAUCGGAGCAAGUCGCGUCCGUGCUACGCCAGGCCGGCGCCACCGUCCGGCUGCUGGUAGCUCGCCCGGCAGACCCCGCCGUCGCCCUCCGCGCCCCGCUGCCCGGGACGGCGCUCGUGCCCACCAAGAUCCUCGCCGACCCCGACCAGCUCGACCGCCACCUCGUCGAGAGCGGCUACGCGGCCAUCUACGACCUCUCCCAGUGCUACGGCGAAUAUGUCAAUGGGCAGAAUGGAGUUGAAAACGUUACGGCGGUUGUGAGCGUACUCGGCGACAUCCCACAAGAAAUCCAGGAACAACCUGUUGUUGCGGUGUCUCCAACAAUUACUAUUACUGUACCUGUGGAAUUGCCUAACUUGCCCGAGGUAGAAAUAGUUCAUGUAGAUUUAAACAAAAACGUCUAUGGUUUAGGGAUCACAGUAGCCGGUUACGUAUGUGAGAAGGAAGAACUAUCUGGUAUCUUUGUGAAGAGCAUCAUAGAAGGAAGCAGUGCUGAGCAAAGUGGACAAAUUAAGUUGAAUGAUAGAAUAAUAGAAGUAGAUGGAAUAUCUUUAGCAGAUAAGAGCAACCCUCAGGCUGUGGACAUUUUAAGAAACACAGGUAUUUCAGUGCACUUAGUGUUAGAGCGGUAUUUAAGAGGUCCAAAGUUUGAGCACUUGCAGCUAGCAAUAUUUAAUGAGGAGCGUCCUCCAUCACCAUCACCCUCCACAACCACCCUCUCCUGGUUCCCCGUGCCUUCCCAAGACGACAGUACUACUAAAAUAGAACCAGAGCAGGACUCCAACAGUACUAUAGAUUCCAGUGUAUUAGAAAUUGUUGAUACUGAAGUGAUUGAACCAUCUCAAGAGGAACUUGAUAAGAGAUUAGAUGAGAUACUAGCUGUAGAUAAGGAAGAAAUUAAGAAACGGUGGUCAGAAGAAAUUGGCCCAGAAAAGUCCAUUUUGGUUGCUGAAGUGAACAAGCUUGGUGCCUUGGGGAUCAGUCUAGAAGGUACUGUAGAUGUAGAAGGCGGCCAGGAGGUCCGGCCGCAUCACUAUAUCAGAUCUGUGCUUCCAGAGGGCCCUGUUGGACAGCAAGGGACUCUAACGGCUGGAGACGAGCUUUUAGAAGCAAACGAAUACAGACUACACGGUCUGACACAUACGGAAGUCGUAAAUAUCCUCAAACAAUUGCCAGACCGCGUUAGGCUGGUUGUAGCGCGCCCUGAAAGUGGUCCUCGGUCCGUUAUAAACUUAGCAUCUGACCGCGAAGCAUUUGAAGCUAGAAAAAUAAUAUCAGGCAGUCUCAACAACCUUACUAGUCUCAUCAAAGCUCAGUCAGAUACCUCAAUCAACACAUCAAGCACUGCAACUCUCACUAACCACUCCGGACUCUCCAAGAAAUCCCGCUCUUUAGAGUGUGUAUCCGGACUAGCCAUGUGGCAAAGCAAAGAGGACAUUGUAGAGCUUGUCAAAGGAGACCAGGGUCUAGGCUUCUCUAUAUUAGAUUACCAGGACCCAAUAGAUCCACAAGGGACAGUAAUUGUUGUCAGGAGUUUAGUUCCUGGUGGCGUAGCUGAGAAAAAUGGAGAGAUAUCGCCAGGGGAUAGAGUCAUGUCUGUAAAUGGGGCUAGCAUUAAAAAUGCGACUUUAGACCAAGCCGUGCAGGCUCUAAAAGGCGCUCCGCGCGGCGUAGUCAAAGUUGGCAUAGCACGUCCAAUGCCGCCUCAUGAAAACUCGAAAUCUAAAAGCACAAGCACUCUAAACACUGUCAAACCAAGUUAAUCUUUACUCUGUGAUUAAACCAGUACUAGUCAAGUUGAAGUCAUAUCAAUCUUACGCUUAAUUGAGAUUAACAUACAGGGGCGCUUGUCUGUAAAAAAACUACAAAGGCAUACUGGUGGUCCUAAAACGUAAACGGAAAAAGUGAUGAAAAUCUACUUAUUGUUUCCAAUAUUUUGUGUAGAAAUCUUUGAAUAUAAUUGCAUAGUAAAAAUAUACAGUUACAAUAUUGAUGUAAAGGCAUUCUCUAUCGGUCAAACUUUAGGGUAAAGAUUGUUGCCAUGCAAAUUUUACCCAUAUUCAUUGCUCUUAACAGUCUUAACUGAAUUCUUUACAGACUAAAAAUGAAUGAUAAGCUUGAUAAAUACAAUGCCUAAAUUAUAUUAACUUCACACGACCAUCAGUAACAGCCUAAAAUUACACUCAUUCAAAAACUCGCCGUAUAUGCAGGCCGCAAGGCAUUGCAGUCUGUAAGACUAGUCAAUACAGAUGUAUUUCAUAAUUGUUUCCCAUCAUAUUUUCUCGGAAACGUUUAUAUUGGUCAUGCUAGUUCAGUCAACGAUAGUACUUUUUGUACCGAGACUGACUGUAAUAGCAAGACACGUUCGUAAGUUUCCGUGAAAAUAUGAUGGAAAAUAGCUAUGCACUACAUCUGUACUUCGUCUAUCGACAGCAAGGACAGCUCAACUCUAUGAUACAAUAAUAAUUUACGCUUUACUAGAUAUAUUUUAUCGUCGUAAGUUCACGAAAAUUUUGUAAUGCACAGAAUCUUAAGGUAACUAACCUUUUAUUUCUGCAGGGGCCUCGGUCGUUGAAAAAUGAACUUUAAAGUCCUCAUUAUAAGGUGCCUAGAAUGUAACAAUCAAAAAUGCACUUACGAAAACUUAGCUAUACGUAUAAAAUUUUCCUAAUGCAAAAUGAACUCUACGACAAGAUCACAAAGUUCAUUUUUGAUGAAAUCAGGCACCUGCAAGCAGUUGUGAAUGUAUGGGCUCACUUAGAGACGUGUAGGACUGCAUUUGUUUACUAGUUUAGGCCUUCUGCACUGCCUUCAGGAUCUAAGUAAAAAUAUAAAGUAAAUUAUAUGGCAGUACCUCUAUUGGACAACUAUUAGAUUUUCUAGCAAACUUAGGUUGUAAACAGUAAUCACAAAUGUGUAGAUAUUAAACUAAGGGAGCAAUUAUAUAAAUACGAAUUUUAUGUAAAUAAUAUAAAUAUCAGUUUUAAACUUCAUUAUCUUGUGGAUUUGAAUGAGAAUUGAGUUUUUAAAAUGUAUUAUUGUGAGUUUAACAGUGACUUUGUAUCUCAUGAAAGAGAUGGACUAUCUCAGCAUUUUAAAUGUAAAAUAAUAUGAAUUUCAACAGACAUACAAGAUCUGUGGAUUUAUAAUUUUAGUUUUGCUUUUGAAAUUGGCACGCGCUUAUUCUUGCCAUGACAGUUAAAUUCUUGCCUUAUUGAUCUGAAACAUACUUACAUAUGUAAAAUACAAUUAUAUUUAUUAUUUGCAUUUUGUUAUAUUUGUUAAAGUAUAUAAAUGUAGGCUCAGCAGAAUAGAACCUUGGGUCUUCGACAUAUGUUAAAGUCAUUGGGGCAAAUACCAUAGGGAGUUUAGGGUCAAAUCGUCAAAUGCGCAUACCCUAGCAACAACCGUAUUAAGAGGCCCUUCCACCGCCAAGCCUAGAAGCCUAGUCUUUAACCUAGGUUGUUGCCAGGUAAGGCGCAAUUGCCCCAAAGAAUCUUAAAAUGAGAAAGUAUCUGUUACUUAUCAGUUAAGCCCUACUACUGGCACUCCUUUAAGAGCAAUAGGAUAUCUGCUAGAGUGAAAGGGUAAUACAUAUAUAUAUAUUACUUUCUCUCUCUAACAGAUAGCUGCCUCCUGCCUCCGACCCAUGACUCCCAUGCGUACAGUCAGUAGCAGAAGUUGCUAAGCGGGCGAGGUGUUCAAAAUUACCUUGACACGCUCUUAUUCUCUCAACAAUAAAAUCGCGCCAACAUCACUUUGAACACCUCGCCCGCGUAGCAACUUCUGUUCUACUGCUGAAUUAAGCUUUUUGAAGUACUUUGCGUUUCCAUGAUAUUCUAGGGUUCUAUUUUGUUGAUAGUGCAUAAAUUGUUAAAAUACAGAGUAAGAGGUGCACGAAACACUAGAGAGCACAAUGUGAUAUGGAUGUUACAUAUUUGUAAACUAUUUACUUUGGCGCCCUAAAUAAUUGUUCGGGCUUUUUAUGUACUUACCUUCUAACAGUAGGUGUGUGUGUAGGCAUUUAUUUUUUUGAGAAUGUAAAGCUAAACAAAAUUAGUUAUUACAUAAGUAGUGCAUAAUUGUUUUCCAUCGUAUUUUCUCGGAAACGUUCGUAUUUGUCACGCUACUUCAGUCAACCUCAGUAUAUUUUUGUACUGACACUGACUGAAAUAAUCAAGAGACACGGUCGUAUAGUAUACUUAGUUUGAUAACUAAAUGCAAAUAGUAUUGUCACGAUCAGAUAUCGGAAAGGCCAAGGCACUCAAAAAUAUUUGAAGAUGCCUUUAUUGUAGAGGCGUAACAAUGCAUGUUAAAAAAAUACUUCUUGGUUUCUCCUUUAUAUCUGACCAUCAGUGAACCUUAUUUAUUUGUUAUAAGCCAAAACACAGGCUUCUGGCUUUGACAAUAGAGUCGCGUAUACGUAAUUUAUUUAUAUCUAAGAUCUGGUUUUCAGUGUAUAAAAAGAAUUCCGAAAAGCUUUACAUUUUCAUUCAUACCUUAUACGUAAAUUUUACUAUAAUUUUAUAAUUAUACUCAUUUAUGCCUGUUGAUUUAACUUUCUUAGUAUUGUUUGAGUACUUACAGAUCUCUAUAACUAUAGUAUUUAUAUUGUAUAUGUAAGUGAAUCUUUUAAUAAAACAGAAUGCACACAUACAAGGAGUUAUUAUUCAUAAAUUAAGUUUCAUAACAACCACACACACAUAAUUUUUAUUACCUACUACUACUUCUACUAAAGUUCUAUUCCUAAAUUAUUAAAUUGAACAUAUGUUUUAGGAUGUUUCUAUGAUGAUUCUAAAAUAAAAGGUUUUGGCAUAUCAAACAACAAACAAAAGAAUUGUUUACACAUAUAUCAUUUAUUUGACAACAAACGCAAACGAUACAUGGAUAUACCUAUUCUUAAACUUAUAUGUGUGCUUUCAAUAUUUAGACUUGUUAAGCAAACUGACAAUUUUAUUGUAUUAAUUAAUUUCACUUUAGUCAAUAUGUACUAUAACAUAGCUUUUGUCUCAUUUUUACUAGUUAUAAUCUUACAAUGAAUAUCUUUUGUAAUGUAUAAAAUAAAUAACAACGAUUCAAAACAACUAACCAUAUAGUGCGAAGUUACUUUCUUGCUUAACCAAUAAACAUUAAAAUCUUGUCAAAAGCAACUGUUCUGAGAAAAAUCAACUGACUUAAGGGGUGUUCCCAAAAUGUAAAUAUUAUGCUGUUUUUGGGGCAAAAAUUAUUUUAAUACAAGUAGCUUAAAGAGCACCAAAUGAACGCUGAAACUUAAAAUUACACAAUGUUAAAUGUAAUCACAAACAUAAAUAUUAAAUAUGCACCUGGCAGAAUAGUAUAAAUUUAAUGCUAAAUUAUACAAAGAUGAUUUUUCUAGAAUACUGGCGCCAUCUAUAAUUAUAUUCCUAAUAUAUCUCAGCAAAAUAUACAAAGGAAUAGUUAGUAAGAGGCGUUAAUCAAUACAAAACAUUGUGGAAACAAGUUUGGCAGCUGAAGUAGAUGGCGCUGUACGUAGCUUUACGUUACGUGUCACAGGUUUGUCAAAUUUUAUAUAGCCUAGGAAUACGAGUAUACGAAACUAUCUACAUCAGCUGUCUAAAUUUGCUACUACAUUUGUUUACACUGCUGUUCUAACAAUUUCCAAAUAUGAAAGAACCCCUAAAAUUUUAAAAUCCUCUAGCAAAAUCGCUGUUACAUAGCUUGCCUGUUUUGUUAUGUCAUUACCACAUCCCAAAUCUUCCUUUUAUCAGACUGAGUAUUUUAUAUAACCUGAAUAAUUGUAAUAGUCGAGGUAACCCCUAUAGGCAACUUGAUGGUUCCUACGAAUAUGUCUACUGCUAUAACAUAAUCUGCUUUGUUAAUUAAAGUUUCACCAGGAACAUGUAAAAUGCAAUUAAGUCCGCAGUUACUACCUUCUAAGAUGUCAAUCAAAGUUUAAAGCGUUUAUUUUUUUUAAUUUGUUUAAAAUACAUGUCUUCAAUUGUUAGUGGGUAAGUAUUUGUUUAUAUAUUUUUUUUAUUUUUGAAGAAGGAAAUAAUAACUCUUCAAAAUAAAAAGCAAACACAUUUCUUACUAUUUGCAAAGACUUGUUUGUAAACCUUAAGGAAAUGUCCCACGUUUGAUAAAGUCAGACCAAGAAUAGUCUGCAGCGGAUUUGAUAGCCCACGCAGUGAAAGUGUUAUUUUAAACGUCAAACUUCUAUGAAAUUAUGACGCAUUAAUGACACUUGCACUGCGAGGGCUAUCAAAUCCGCUGCAGACUGUUUGUGGUCUGACUCUAGCUAAAGUAGAUGGCGCAGUCCGGCGGCAUGUAUUUUGUGGUAAGUGGAUACUGUCAAACGUCAACUUUUGACAACAGGUGUCGCUUCGGUUGAAGUACCUAUCUCUGCAUAUUUACCUAACUAUUGGUGAAACUUUAUUAAUUAAUAAUUAUACUUACUUAACAUAAGUUAAUUUGUACUAAUUUUAAAUGUACCAGUGAGAUGUAACAUAAGUAUCGUUAGCUUGGCACUGACUAGUGCAGGACACCACAAUGUUAGCCUUACACCAGGUAUGAAUAACAAAAAUUAUAAUUAUACAGGUAAAA